ACGGACUCCUUUUCUUCGGUCUUCACUCCAUUUGGACAAACUUCGGAAAGCGGCUACUCAACGCCUGGAACUAGUAAACUCCCAAGCCCUGCUGAGGCAGCUACUGCGCCUGGUGGAAAGACUUCAUCGGCCCUCGAAGUACAAAUCCCUGCUAGAAGCAGGCUUCAGGGACCCAGUGGAGAUGAGCGAGCACUACGGCACAGCAUCUACUCAUUGAACUCAACCACCAAGAGCAGGAAAGUGACAGAAGUUCAGGAUACAGAUGAAGAGGACGAUGACUUUUCAGGAAGUGCUCGUGAUGCUAAAGUUGCUCGUCACCUGCAAAAUGAGUUCCGUAUGGAAAGUCUGAGGUCCCGUCGUACUAAGGUUACUGCUGCACAGCCGUCUCUCUCAACUGAAAUCCAAGGCAAACGAACAAGAUCCCUCUCGGGACCUUCUGCAGCGCACAAGCGACCUAGCAAAAAGAGCAAAACCAUUCCCGACUCUGACGAUCUGUCUGACGUUGAUAUGGACAUAGAUGCUGAAAUUGCUGCUGGCCUUGCAUUGGCCGAUGACGAAUUAAUCGGCGAGGCCCCUUCAUCUGGUGAAGAAACUGAAGAUGAAGGUGAAGAUGAGGUUGAAGAUGUUGAUGAAGAUGAAGUUGAAAUAGCAGCUUCAACUGACGAUGAGCCUUUGGCGACUAAGAGGAAGAAGAAGCCUGCAAGAGUUGUUGCUAAGCGCGCCGCGGCUGCUCGACCGUCCGCCAACCUGGCAGAUGCUCCCAUUGCCGAUUCGGAAUCUGGAAUGUCUGCGCUCCCGUCUGACUUCUCAUCCGGCCUGUCAUCUGGCACCAACUCUGCAUCUAAUAGUGAUAGUGAGAGCUCUGCUGUUCACCAAGAUACGAGACCAUUGCCUGGGGAACUGCGGAGAAUUGCAGCUCGCAGACGUGCAUUUAGAAGGGCCAAAAACAAAAGUCGUACUGCCAAGGAACGAGAUCGACUUGAAAAGCAUCACCCUGAGCUAGGCACUAUGUGGAAAGACUUGGAAAACAUGCCUGUGAUGAAGGCUGGCAGAAUAGACCAGCCGGCGAGCAUCUCAAGGCAGUUAAAGCCGUUCCAGCUCGAGGGUGUUGCAUGGAUGAAGGCAAUGGAGACCACAGAGUGGAAAGGAGGUCUUUUGGGUGAUGAAAUGGGACUCGGCAAGACGAUUCAAGCGGUCUCCCUCAUCAUGUCUGACUACCCGGCUAAGCAACCCACUCUGGUCCUCGUUCCUCCUGUCGCCCUGAUGCAAUGGCAAUCGGAAAUCAAGUCUUACACAGAUGGAACGCUAAAGACGUUUGUGUUUCAUGGAACUAAUCAGAAAGCAAAAAACAUCACCGUGAAAGAGCUGAAGAAGUUCGAUGUUAUUAUGAUGUCCUACAACAGCCUUGAGUCGAUGUACCGCAAGCAAGAAAAGGGUUUCAAACGAAAGGACGGCAUACACAAAGAAAAGAGUGUCAUUCAUGCCAUCAAUUUCCAUCGCACCAUCUUGGAUGAAGCACAUUGUAUCAAAACGAGAACCACAAUGACCGCCAAAGCCUGUUUCGCCUUGCAGACAAAUUACCGUUGGUGCUUGAGCGGCACACCUCUACAAAACCGAAUCGGAGAGCUUUUCUCCUUGGUGAGAUUCCUCAACAUCAAGCCCUUUGCGUCAUAUCUCUGCAAGCAAUGCCCUUGCUCAACGCUUGAGUGGUCUAUGGAUGAAAACAGUCGCUGUUCCGACUGCGGGCAUGCAGGCAUGCAGCAUGUAUCUGUCUUCAAUCAGGAGCUCCUUAAUCCCAUUCAGAAAUUCGGUAACCUGGGCCCUGGCAGAGAGGCCUUCAAGAAACUACGGCUGAUGACGGAUCGUAUCAUGCUACGGCGACUCAAGAAGGACCACACUAAUUCCAUGGAGCUUCCUGUCAAGGAAGUUCAUGUUGACCGUCAAUUUUUCGGAGAAGAGGAAAAUGACUUUGCCAACAGCAUUAUGACCAACGGACAGCGCAAAUUCGACACCUAUGUUGCGCAGGGUGUUCUUUUGAACAAUUAUGCCAAUAUCUUUGGUCUAAUCAUGCAAAUGAGACAAGUUGCCGAUCACCCUGACUUGAUAUUGAAGAAGAAUGCAGAUGGGGGCCAAAAUGUUUUGGUCUGCUGUAUUUGUGACGAACCAGCAGAGGACACCAUCAAAAGCCGUUGCAAGCACGAUUUCUGUAGAGCGUGUGUCUCUAGCUAUAUUAAAUCGACCGAUGAGCCUGACUGCCCGCGGUGUCAUAUCGGCCUGGUUAUCGACCUUGAGCAACCAGAAAUUGAACAAGACGAAGCUUUGGUCAAGAAGUCCUCGAUUAUCAAUCGUAUCAAGAUGGAGAACUGGACAUCAUCCUCCAAAAUCGAGCUUCUUGUUCACGAACUUCACAAGAUGCGAUCUGACAACGCCACGCACAAAUCAAUUAUUUUCUCCCAAUUCACCACAAUGUUGCAACUUAUCGAAUGGCGCCUUCGGAGAGCAGGAAUCACGACUGUCAUGCUUGAUGGCAGCAUGACUCCUGCCCAGCGGCAGGCCUCAAUUGAGCACUUUAUGAACAACAUCGAUGUGGAGUGUUUCCUUGUUUCACUCAAGGCUGGUGGUGUUGCACUCAACCUCACCGAGGCGUCACGAGUCUUCAUUGUUGACCCUUGGUGGAACCCGGCAGCUGAGUGGCAGUCUGCUGACCGCUGCCAUCGUAUUGGACAGCAACGGCCCUGCGUCAUCACACGUCUUUGUAUCGAAGACUCUGUGGAAAGUCGAAUGGUGUUAAUUCAAGAAAAGAAGACGAGUAUGAUCCAUUCUACUGUCAAUGCUGAUGACAAAGCAAUGGAUACUUUGAGCCCUGAAGACAUGCAAUUCCUUUUCCGCGGCUCGUAA
This is a messenger RNA of Trichoderma virens Gv29-8, 2898 nucleotides long. RefSeq lists its product as uncharacterized. Lineage: Eukaryota; Fungi; Ascomycota; Sordariomycetes; Hypocreales; Hypocreaceae. Gene Ontology annotation, molecular function: ATP binding; metal ion binding; ATP-dependent chromatin remodeler activity. The annotation marks the transcript as partial. The record is from RefSeq and is a predicted model, not a curated record. The transcript has 3 exons.